Messenger RNA from Cotesia congregata, 8004 nucleotides. The record is from the annotation of a GenBank genome assembly. NCBI's taxonomy places the organism in Eukaryota, Metazoa, Arthropoda, Insecta, Hymenoptera, Braconidae.
AUGGCCGACCACUUAGUGGAUGGACCGCCGACCAAGCGGCCAAAGCUUGGAGAUGCUUUUCAAGGUCCCUCUGAUUCUUCUGUGAGUAUGGCGUCUCUAAUGAUGCCUCAUGCUUAUUCAAACUACGGGGGAAGUGGCAGUGGUAACUUACAACAAAUGCAGGGUCCGCCGCAACAACUACAUCUGCAACAGCAUCAGAUGCAGCAACAUUGGAACAACAAUACCACCCAGAGGAGAAAUUUCAUAACAAACAAUGAUAUAAUAAGCAAAGUCUCGUACCGAAUUCAUUGGUUAUGGCUGCUGGAACGAUGAGCAGUAAAAGUCCAAACAUGCAGUCACCACCGAAUGUUUCGGUAUCUAAAGGGGUUGUAGAUCAACAAAUGGUAGUGAGCUUGGGAAAUUUGCCAAGUAGUAUAGCAAGCUCGUUAGCCAACAAUCAGAUGUCCAUAGUGAAUUCUAUGGGUGGUCUUCAGCCGUCAAUGAGUAUGGCUGGUAGUAAUCCAGCUAUGUCAAUGCCUGGUGGUAUGAACGCUAGUUUAGUCAUGACUAGUAGCGCCACGGGGAAUAAUAAUUUAGGAGGAAUGGCUGGUGGUGGUUUGAUUGUUGCUAACAGCUUAAACAAACAACCAUUAAACACGGUGACAAUGAUGGGUCCAAAUUCACAAGGAGUUCAUCAUCCACAGGGUCCUCAUGGUGUUACUCAAAUGCAAAAUGGUCCAGGUCAAGGAUUAAUGAAUCGAGUAGUUAUGCAACAACAGCAACAACAAGCACAACAGCAACAGCAAGUUCAGCAACAGCAACAAGUCCAACAACAGCAGCAAGCUCAACAACAACAGCAACAGCAGCAGCAACAGCAAACUCACAUGGUAAAUCAAGCUCGGGGUCAAAGUCCUCAUCAUCAAGUCCAUCAGGGAGGUAUUGUAGGUCCUGGGCAAGGUGGAUCGAGGAUGCAAGCACCACCUAACAUGCAAAAUAUUCAAAAUAUGGGUCAAAUGGGUGUUUCAAGCCCAUACGGAUAUGUUGCCCCCCUGCAAAGAGGAGGAGUCGGGUCUAACAUGGGAGCCAUGUCUGUCGGACGAUUUGGCGGUCCUGGUGGUCCAAGUGGGCCAAUCGGUGUUGGAAAUGUCAUAAGCGGUCAAGAAGGGAUGGUCCAGCAAAGUCAACAGCCCACCCCAAGUCCUGCUCAACCACAGUCCGGUGCGCCAACGGGUGGUCAACCGGAUCCUCAACAAGCAACACAGGGACCAGUCGCUGGUGGAACCAGAGCACCGUAAACUAAUCCAGCAGCAGCUCGUCCUCCUGCUCCACGCCCACAAAUGCCAGAUACGAGAACGCCAGGCCAACGGUGAAGCGUGGAAAUGUUCGCUGCCCCACUGCAAAACUAUGAAGAAUGUUCUGACUCAUAUGACGACCUGCGAAGAGGGCAAAGAGUGUACAAUACCACAUUGCAGUUCAUCCAGACAGAUCAUCACUCAUUGGAAGCAGUGUCAAAAGAGCGAUUGUCCUGUUUGCUUACCACUCAAACAAGCGGACAAAAACAAGACUGCUAAUUCUCGUGCUGCUGUGGUAACAAACCAGCCAAAUAGCCAACCAAAUCCAAAUCCCGACAUAAGAAAACCUUUUGAAACUGUGGGUAUGAUACAGUGUCAAAAGACGGCACCUGGUAUUUUAUCUAAUCAGGCAGUAGGUCGUGGUGUGAGAAUGCCUGGCCCGGGUAUGCCUGGUCCUCCUGGUUCGAUAGCUGCAGGAAUAAGACUUGCACAACCUCAAGCUCAGCAAAGUCCAGGUCAAUCGGUAGUUAAUCAAGUGCAAUCCGUCGCACCAAAUGUAUCUCUUCCAUUAAGUUCCGAUCCAACGACUGUAGCCGUAAGUACUAACCAAUCAGCUUCAACGACGGGUCCAACGUCUGCCGUGGCAGUAGCGGCGACUACCAAUCUUCAACAACAGCAGCAAGCUGUUAAUAUGCAUACACUAUUUGGUCUUAAUGAUUCAGGUCAGCCUAAUUUAUCAAAUGAAAAUAGAUUGACAAAUUUACAAUUACCUGGUGGUCUUCAGCCGGGUCAAGUAACAGCUACUCCAGUACAAGGAACAAAAGAAUGGCAUCAAUCAGUAACGCCAGAUCUCAGAAAUCAUCUUGUUCAUAAAUUAGUUCAAGCAAUAUUUCCAGCUCCAGAUCCACAAGCAAUGUUCGAUAAAAGAUUACAUAAUUUAGUGGCGUAUGCGAGAAAAGUUGAAGGUGAUAUGUAUGAAAUGGCUAAUUCACGAUCCGAGUAUUAUCAUUUAUUGGCGGAAAAAAUUUAUAAAAUUCAAAAAGAGCUAGAAGAAAAACGUCAAAAGCGUAAAGAAAUGCAAUUAGCUCAGCAACAACAACAGCCUCAAGCACAGGUUGCUGCUGCUCCUGGAUUACGAGCUAUUGCUCCCCCACCAGGUGUUCCAGCUGCUGUACCUCAAAGGGCAGCUCCACCUACGUUAAGAAGUCUUUCACCCGGAAUUGAUCAAUUACGCAAUAUUCAAGGGAUUGCAAUGCAACACAAUCGUAUGCCUUUUACUCAACAGCAAUCACAACAAUCACAACAAUCACAGCAAUCACAACAACAACAACAGCAGCAGCAGCAGCAAGUUACACAACAGGUUCAACAACAAUUACAGCAACAAGUUCAGCAACAGCAGUCCAAUAUGCUAGUAGGUCCUUCUGGACCUAGUCCAAACGGUCAAGUCGCAUCAAAUGCACCUAUGGUAUCAAAUCCUCUCAUUCCUUUUGCACAACAAAUGCCGCAGGCAAACUUAACGACAUCAUCGACGUCAGCGACAACUAGUCAGUUCCCGACAUCUAAUGGUACAGCGGUCUUACCGAACACGUCUCCUGUUCAAUAUCCAGAGCUGAUGAAAGCGAGGUUGCAAGCUCAAGCUGUACAACAACAACAACAACAACAACAACAGCAACAAGUUCAGCAGCAGCAAUUACAGCAGCAGCAACAACAACAACAGCAGCAACAGCAACAACAGCAGCAGCAACAACAAGCUCAACAACAACAGCAGCAGCAACAACAACAACAAGCUGCUCAACAACAACAACAACAACAACAACAAGUCCAACAACAGCAACAAGCACAACAACAGCAACAACAAGUUCAACAACAGCAACAAGUACAGCAAGUUCAACAACAACAGCAACAACAAGUCGGCACCCCUAUACCGAAUGUCAAUGUUGCGAGCAUUCCUCAAGCUCCAUCACCAUUUAGUACUAUACAGCAGCAAAGCAAUCAACAGCAGUUCACAAAUACUCGACCAUUGUCUGCUACAACACCAGUUGAUAAUGGAAUCUCUGUAAAUACACCUCAAACGAUAGCGCCUUCAUCAUCAAGUGGACCUAGUCCUGGACCAGCGCCUACGACAAACGGUCCACAAUCGGUCGCUUCAACGCCUUCGACACCACUUGUUCCUUCUUUAAUGACACCAAAUCAGAUGAUAUCAAAUCAAACACCUCCUCAUCCAAGUACGACACCAUCACCUGCCGGUCUUGCUAGUCUUGGCAAAGGUAUGACCUCACAAGAAAGAGCAGCGUUAAAUGCACCCAGAAGUUCUUCAAUGUCUUCGCAAAUGGCUGCUAUCACAGCUGCUCUCGAUCGUGACAACUCACCCAGUCCACCUACGAAUAAUAAUAAAGGAAAGUUGGACUCUAUUAAAGAAGAAAAUAUUAAAAUGGAGAUCAAACAAGAAGACUGUUCAGAAAAUCACAGAAUGGAUGGUGGUAAGAAUAUUAAUAAUGAUGUUGUUAUCAAAACAGAAAUAAAACAAGAACCUAUGGAAGAGUCGUCGGGAGAUGGCACUAUCAAAGAAGAGCCUCAUAUCAAAGAGGAACCAGUUACACCGAUGUCCAGUCAUGAUGGUUCUACGUCUGACAUAAAACCCAUGAUGCCUGAACCUAUUCAAUCUAGUGGAACCUCAGAUAGCAAAAAACGCCUUUGUCUUUUCAAGCCAGAUGAAUUAAGACAGGCGUUGAUGCCAACUUUGGAAAAACUAUAUCGUCAAGAUCCCGAAUCAUUGCCUUUCAGACAACCAGUUGAUCCACCAGCACUGGGAAUUCCAGAUUACUUUGACAUUGUCAAGCACCCAAUGGAUCUCUCUACUAUUAAAAGGAAGCUUGACACCGGUCAGUACAGCGAUCCUUGGGAGUAUGUCGAUGAUGUUUGGAUGAUGUUUGAUAAUGCAUGGCUUUAUAAUCGUAAAACAUCACGAGUCUACAGAUACUGUACAAAGUUAUCGGAAGUGUUUGAACAAGAAAUUGACCCAGUAAUGCAAGCAUUGGGCUAUUGUUGCGGCAGGAAAUAUACCUUUAAUCCUCAGGUGUUGUGUUGUUAUGGCAAGCAGCUUUGUACAAUACCAAGAGAUGCAAAAUAUUAUUCCUACAAAAAUAGUCUAAAGGCUUAUGGUCUUGUUUCCAACAGAUACACGUUUUGUCAAAAGUGUUUCAAUGACAUUCCCGGUGACACUGUGACGUUGGGUGAUGAUCCGACGCAACCACAAACGGCAAUAAAAAAGGAACAAUUUCAAGAGAUGAAAAAUGAUCAUUUGGAAUUAGAACCUUUCGUCAUCUGUAAUGAUUGUGGUAGGAAAGUUCACCAAAUUUGUGUUCUUCAUAUGGAAUCGAUUUGGCCAUUAGGAUUUAGCUGUGAUAAUUGUCUCAAAAAGAAGGGACAAAAACGAAAAGAGAAUAAAUUUAAUGCUAAAAGAUUGCCAGUUACAAAGUUAGGAACUUAUAUAGAAACAAGAGUUAAUAAUUUCUUGAAGAAAAAAGAGGCUGGCGCGGGUGAAGUUGCAAUUCGUGUUGUUGCAUCAAGUGAUAAAGUUGUUGAAGUUAAACCUGGUAUGAGAAGUAGAUUUGUUGAAAAUGGUGAUAUGCCUGGUGAAUUUCCUUACCGUGCAAAAGCACUAUUUGCAUUCGAAGAAGUUGACGGCACGGAUGUUUGUUUCUUCGGUAUGCAUGUUCAAGAAUACGGAAGUGAAUGCACGCCACCCAAUACUAGGCGAGUGUAUAUCGCUUAUUUGGACUCUGUACAUUUCUUCCGACCUAAACAAUUUAGGACUGCUGUUUAUCAUGAAAUUCUUCUUGGAUAUUUGGAUUAUGCUAAGCAACUGGGUUAUACAAUGGCUCAUAUUUGGGCUUGUCCACCAUCUGAAGGAGAUGAUUAUAUUUUCCACUGCCAUCCUACAGAACAAAAAAUUCCAAAACCUAAGAGAUUACAAGAAUGGUAUAAGAAAAUGCUCGAUAAAGGAAUGGUUGAAAGAAUAGUACUUGAUUAUAAGGAUAUUCUUAAACAAGCGAUGGAGGAUAAAUUAUCUUCUGCUGCUGAUCUGCCUUACUUCGAAGGUGAUUUCUGGCCAAACGUUCUGGAAGAAAGCAUAAAAGAGCUCGACCAGGAGGAAGAAGAAAAAAGAAAACAAGCAGAAGCCGCUGAAGCAGCAGCUGCCGCCGCAAAUGCUAUAUUCUCAUUAACUGAUGACUCUGAGACGGGUCCAGAUGGCAAAAAGAAGGGCCAGAAAAAAGCGAAAAAGUCUAAUAAAUCUAAAGCUAAUCAGCGUAAAAAUAGCAAAAAAUCAAAUACGCCACAAACAGGCAAUGAUCUUUCUGCAAAAAUUUUUGCUACUAUGGAAAAACACAAAGAAGUAUUCUUUGUAAUUAGAUUACAUAGUGCUCAAAGUGCAGCUAGUUUAGCAUCAAUUCAAGAUCCUGAUCCUGUUAUUAAUUGUGAUCUUAUGGACGGACGAGAUGCAUUCCUUACGAUGGCGAGAGAAAAGCAUUAUGAAUUCUCAUCUCUUAGACGAGCUAAGUUUAGUUCAAUGUCAAUGUUGUAUGAAUUACAUAAUCAAGGUCAAGACAAAUUUGUAUACACAUGUAACAACUGCAAGAGUCAUGUUGAAACAAGAUAUCACUGUACAGUUUGUGAUGACUUUGAUCUUUGUAUAAGUUGUAAAGAAAAAGAUGAUCAUCCUCAUCUCAUGGAGAAACUUGGUUUAGACUUGGAUGAUGGUUCAUCACCUGCAGAUGCUAAACAAGCGAAUCCCCAAGAAGCAAGAAAAUUAUCUAUCCAAAGAUGUAUACAAUCGUUGGUUCACGCGUGUCAAUGUCGAGACGCUAAUUGUCGACUACCUAGCUGUCAAAAGAUGAAGAGAGUUGUUACACAUACCAAAGUUUGUAAACGGAAAACAAACGGUGGCUGUCCAAUUUGUAAACAACUCAUUGCAUUAUGCUGCUACCAUGCGAAACAUUGCCAAGAAACAAAAUGUCUUGUACCAUUUUGUUCAAAUAUCAAGCACAAAUUAAAACAGCAACAAUUACAGCAGAGAUUACAACAGGCACAGUUAUUAAGAAGACGUAUGGCUGUGAUGAACACAAGACCGACAGCCCCUGUUAGUGGUAUGCAAAGUGGUCAGCCAACGUCAAAUGCUGUAAUGGCUGCUGGUGUCGCGAUGAAGCCCGGAGCCAGUCCGACGAAUUUACCUUCACCUCAUCAGCCAGGUAUUGGUCAUAAACCAAGUGCACAUACACCACCAGCUCAUGUUCUUCAAGUGGUUAAACAAGUACAAGAAGAAGCCGCAAGACAGCAAACUCCACAUGGUAACUAUGGUAAAGUAGCGCCUGUUGUUGGUGUAAAUGUUGGUAACCAAGGUGGUGGUGUGAUGCCACCGCCACAAAUGCAAAGGCAAAUGCCAGUACAAAUGACAAAUCCCGGUGGUACUCAUCUAAUUUCCAUGGAUCAGUGGACAACACCGAGGUAUCAACCUAAUGCUGUAAUGCAACAAAAUCCAGGUCUCCGUCCACAAGCUCCACAGCAAAUAAUGCAACCGCAACAGCAUCAAGGGCAAUCAGCAAUGAACAUAGCCGGUCAAAUGCCACGACAAGCUAACGUUGUUGGUGGACCCGUUGGUCAAGUAGGUCCUCAAGGUCAAGGCAGUGGGCCACCGAUGCAAAGACAAGCCCUACAACAGCUUAUGCAAACGCUACGAAGUCCUAGUACUCCAGAUCAACAAAACCAGAUACUACAUAUACUUAAGAGUAAUCCACCUUUAAUGGCAGCAUUUAUAAAACAACGACAAGCUCAGACUGGUCAGCAUGGUGGAGUUGUUGGAUCAAUGGGUCCGGGGCAACCUCAACAACAGCAACAGCCGCAGCAACAACACCAACAACAACAACAGCAGCAACAACAACAGCAACAACAACAGCAACAAUCUAGCUUGUCACAUAUGUUACCGCAACAACAGCAGCAUCAACUUCAGCCUCAGCAUACUCAGCAGCAGCAACCGCAGCAACAGCAACCAAAUCGAAUGCAACUUCAUGCGCUAAUAAAUCAACAACAGCAACAACAACAACAACAACAACAACAACAACAACAACAACAACAACAGCAGCAGCAGCAGCAGCAGCAGCAAUCGGGUCAAGUGCCUGGUGUUCAAUAUCCGCAAUGGCAUAAACAACAAGUUUUAACGAUGCAAAGACAUACGGUACAACAACAGCAACAACAACAGCAACAGCAGCCUCAGCAACCGUUUACCCAACCACCAGCACCGCCUUAUGGGCAACAAAGGCCAAUGAGGCCACAUUUGGGUUAUGGUGGUUUUAAUGAACAAGCUUACGGACAACCUGGUCUUAAGCCGACUCCGUCGCCUGUUACUGGAUCACAAGGUGUUAUGGGACCACCGGGAAUUUCGGUGCAGCAGCAACUAAUGCAGUCUGUAAGAUCGCCACCACCAAUUCGUUCGCCUCAACCAAAUCCAUCGCCGAGGCCUGUGCCUUCGCCUCGUAAUCAACCGGUACCUUCUCCUAGAGCGGGUCCUGUACCUUCACCACUUCAUCAUCCACCUCACGGUACGCCGACACAUUCCCCAGCCCAUGAAUUAGGAGGACCCAGUGAAAUGAUGUUACACGCAGGUGGAGCUGAAACUGGUGAAGUAACACCAAUGACGCCGCAAGAUCAACUUUCCAAGUUUGUCGAAGGAUUGUAG